This is a messenger RNA of Lingula anatina, 1533 nucleotides long. Its product is annotated as galactoside 3(4)-L-fucosyltransferase. Lineage: Eukaryota; Metazoa; Brachiopoda; Lingulata; Lingulida; Lingulidae. The record is from RefSeq and is a predicted model, not a curated record.
AUGAUACUCCAGCUAGAACAUAUUACCAUCAGAACAAAAGAGGUUAUGAAUAUGAACAGAUGGUCAAAAACAUCCCGCUUUUUCCGCGUUCUUUUAGUACUAUGUUGCUGGGCAGUCAUCGCGGUGCUUGUUGAGCACUAUAUAGUGUUUAUAAGACGAAUAAACCAGGUUCUCACAGACCAACAGCAACCACUGGCGAGAAUCAGGCAUCUGGGGUCUCCGCAUUCCCAUUUUCAUGUCAGACGGAUUUACAACCCAGGUAUCCACAACGGAGACGUCCACGACCAGUUUUAUUACCACAGCAACCACUAUGUCCAUGAAAGCUCUGCGACGCAGGAACUUUUUACAAAUUUGCCGGAAACAGUGGAUACGUGGAGAACAAACCAGCGCCUCAAUGGUGAUGGAAAAGAUACCAAAUUAGAAGAGGGCCCCAAAGUUUUUAAUAGAUCGGGGAAUCUAAAAUACAACAUUACAGUCAACAAACCAGUCACUCCAUCGGUAAAGUCAAUUUUGCUUUGGAACGAUUACCAAUACUACUACGACGUGAAGCGGGAGCCACUUUUUGAGUCUUGUCCAGUAAAUUCAUGUGUCAUUACGACUGACAGAAACCAAUCCGCUAUUGUGGACGCGAUUAUAUUCAACGUGGCGCCUAGAGCAUUUCACCAAGAAUGCCAGGGAGUGGAAAAAGAGUGUGAAAUUCCACUUUUAAAACCCAAACACCAAAUCUGGGUGUUCCACACACUGGAACCGUCCUGCCUAACUUCCAUGAGAAAGCAAGACAACAAAGAAAUGUUAUUCAACUCGUUUAAUUGGACGUUCACAUAUAAGAGAAACUCCGAUGUGUUCACUCCUUACGGAAUGAUUAUAAAACGAGACGAACCUCUCACACGCAACUUCUCAGAGAUUAUCAAAGCGAAAAAGAAACUGGUUGCUUGGGUGGUCAGUGAUUGUACCACCAGAAGUAGGAGAGAAGAGUAUGUUGCAGAGUUAAGUAAAUACAUCAAUGUGGAUAUACUAGGUGACUGUGGAAGACCAUGUAGAAACUGCUGGAGAUAUAUCAAUGUGACAUACAAGUUUUACCUCGCCUUUGAGAACAACCUGGCGGACGACUAUGUCUCUGAGAAGUUUUUCAGAUCUUGGAAUUUGGACGUAGUUCUUGUGUCAAGAAGCGGAGCCAAUUACUCAAUCUUUGGUGUGCUCCCAGAAAUGCACAUAGACACGUCAGAUUUUACGACACCAAAGGCUCUGGCAGAGUACCUCCUUUUGCUAGAUAGGAACGACACGCUGUACUUACAAUAUUUAAACUGGAAAAAUUACUACCGGACAACAAGACCUAUGGAUGGACCGUAUGUUAACUGGUGCAGUUUUUGUAGUAAAUUACACGAGGAACCUCAAAUAUCGAAUGUUUAUUCUAAAAGUGAGCUAUGGGACUGGCUAUAUGGGUCUGGAACUUUAAAUGGAUGCAGAGCUCCGACUGACCUUGACUUUAAUAAGACAGACACUGUUACGGAUAGAGAAGCAGAACUCGAAUGA